This is a messenger RNA of Scomber scombrus (Atlantic mackerel), 1672 nucleotides long. RefSeq names its product RAB20, member RAS oncogene family (gene rab20). Lineage: Eukaryota; Metazoa; Chordata; Actinopteri; Scombriformes; Scombridae. The coding region runs from base 209 to 1000 and encodes 263 amino acids. Gene Ontology annotation, cellular component: endomembrane system. The transcript is spliced from 2 exons. Gene Ontology annotation, biological process: intracellular protein transport. The record is from RefSeq and is a predicted model, not a curated record. Gene Ontology annotation, molecular function: GTPase activity; GTP binding.
CUUUUUGAAGCUGAGAUCAGACUUGAGAGUGAGCUAACACUGCAUAUGGCCGCUGUGACACAGAUGAACUUUGGUUCAUAAAAUGACGCAUUUAACAGGAAUUCACCAGCAGACUAAAAUGAGUUUUACCAGCUAGACCGCGUCUCUUUUUCAAGGAUUAAAGAGAGAGAAAAAAAGCUCCCUCGUUGGUGGGACACGACCCAGCAUCAUGCCCGAGUCGUCGAAAAUGAAGAAGCCCGACGUCAAGGUUGUUCUCCUGGGAGACAUGAACGUGGGGAAGACGUCGCUGCUCCACAGGUACACGGAGAAGAAGUUCAAAGACACGAUCAGCACCGUCGGAGGGGCGUUUUUCCUCAAGCAGUGGGGACCUUACAAUAUCUCAAUAUGGGACACUGCUGGCCGUGAACAGUUCCAUGGAUUGGGCUCCAUGUACUGUCGAGGUGCAGCUGCUGUCAUCCUGACUUACGAUGUCACCAACUGGCAGAGCCUAGCUGAGCUGGAGGAGCGCUUCCUGUCUCUGACUGAUACCGCUAACCUUGACUGCAUUUACGCCGUAGUGGGCAACAAGGCCGAUCUCACGGACCCUAAAGCUCAGCGGCCUCAGGAGACGGAUGUGGUGUCGGAAGACCGAACUGAGUGUGAGGAGGACCAGACAGAGCCACAGGUGCCUUCUGCUUGCCCCACGCCCCCAGCCUCCCCUGCAUCCCUCUCUGGCUUGAUGCUUCACCAACAGGUUACUCACGAGGACGCAGUAGCUUUUUAUGGCAGAAUACUGCGCUACAAGGGCCUGGAUGAAAACAACAGCCUGCCUGCAGAGAAGAUGUGCUUCGAAACAAGUGCAAAGACGGGGUAUAAUGUGAAUACUCUGUUUGAGACGCUGUUUGAUCUGGUGCUGCCUUCUAUCCUGAGGAAGAGAAAUGAGAACCAGGAGUCUCCUACAGUGGACCUGGAGGAGUGCAGGGGGGCCACCGGCAAGCGAUCUAGAUCUGCCUGCUGCUAGGAUGGAGAGGUGGAGAAGCUGCCACCAGCAGAGACUUUAUUUUAACAAAGGACAAUCAACAAGUUGCUCUGAACACCAAAUGACAUACUGUGAUGGUACUACCUUUUUGCCUUGACUGAGACUCAAUAGCAUUAAUGACCUCCCAGUAACGCACACAUGCAAUUAACACAAACACGUUCUUGAUGCUGUGAAGAAGGUCGAACUGAAGAACAUUGUGUCCAGCGACAUUUUAUCUAUUUCAAUGUACGGAUGAUCAAACUGAAAAGCAUAGUAGUGUCCGGUGACAUUUUAAGUGUUUCAAUCUAAGGAAGGGAAAUAAGUGUUGUUAUCACUCUAUGCUUUGAAAGCUUCCACCCCAAUGACCUAAACUGCACUUGUAUCCCAAAGAUGAGUCAGUAGGCAAAUAAUACACAUCAGAAGUCAAACACUGCUAUUUGUUAAUGUUUUGGAACAUCACUAAUUUUACAGCACUAAUUGUUACUCGAGUGGCACACUGCACUGUGUUUAUUAUAGUAAAAUUGUUCAUGAAUCACAUUUCUUUUUGUCUACUUUGAUGCUCUGUUACUAGCAUUAAUACUUUUAUAUUCUGUCAGCACAUUUGUGACUUUUCAAUGAGUGUAAAUAGUGAACACCCCUGUUGAAUUUUUAAGCACGCUGUCAUAAUAAAGAUUU